Pristis pectinata (smalltooth sawfish) is the source of this 5849-nucleotide messenger RNA. Its product is annotated as innate immunity activator protein-like. The record is from RefSeq and is a predicted model, not a curated record. The transcript has 10 exons. Gene Ontology annotation, biological process: adherens junction maintenance; positive regulation of protein ubiquitination. NCBI's taxonomy places the organism in Eukaryota, Metazoa, Chordata, Chondrichthyes, Rhinopristiformes, Pristidae. The coding region runs from base 203 to 1993 and encodes 596 amino acids.
UUCAGGAGUGUACAUACUAGAGACAGUGAAUUAGAACGACUCAACUGUUUAUUUGCCAAGGAUUACUGUAGAAUUGCUCUUCAAAAAAAAGAUAGUCUUGAUUUCUCCUGCCAGAAUACUUUAUUUGAAGCUUUUUACUUAAGGACACGAUUUACAUAAGCAGGACCAAAGAAAAACUAGGAAAUAAUCCAUUCCAUUGGAGAUGGAAAGCAAAGAUGAAGUCAGUGACUCUGAUAGUGGAGUCAUUCUCCAAUCAGGGUCGGACAGUCCUCAAUCAAUGAUGAAAGAUCGAUGUUGUUCGGUCAUUUUACGUAAGCAAAUGCUGGAAGAAUCACUCGAGGCCUGUUUGAAUGAACUGAAAAAACUGUGUUUACGUGAAUCCGAGUUGACAGGAUAUUUGCCUAAAGAGUAUCCUUUAGCUGAAGGAGAAGAGCCACCCACUGUCCGCCGACGUGUAGGAACAGCCUUUCAACUGGAUGAACUGACAAUUACUCCCAAAGGAGAGGACUCUGAACUUGACUGUCUGGAGCGAGACUUUGCCUUGCAAUUACAGUUUGUGGAGGCAGCCAAACGCCUUUCUCAAGAAGGAAAUUUAAGCAGGCAUAUAAGAAAACAAAGAAAACAUGCCUAUAAAAAAGAGCAAAAGAAACUAAAUGAAAUCAAAAAUACUAUAAAUGAACUUAAAGCUAUAACUGGUGGAAGAACAGCACAAACAAGUAAUGGGGUUGAAGAACUGAGUGCUUCUGAUGACAGUUCUCUGGAAGAUGACACAAGACAGCACCACAGCCAGUGUUCAUCCACAGAAUUCUUGCCAGCUACUCAUGCAUUGCAAAGGAGUAACUUGCCACUGCCUCUUCUACAGCCCAGCAGACCUACCCCACCCCAAACCCUGGAAGGACUUUCUCCAGGUUGUUAUCAGUGCAGUGACUAUGAGAAAUCACCCAUCGUGGACACAGCAUGGGCAGAGUCUAAUCUAGAUGAGCCAUAUGAGAAAGUGAAAAGACGUUCCUCUUUAAAUAGCAAGUCAAGCAGUCCAGCAGUGACCCCAUCAGAAUCUGGUCUGAGUGAUAUCUCACCUUUUCAGCAUUUUGAAAUGAGGAGCAGUCCCUAUCAGAAUCAAACCUCAGCAAGUGCACCCUCAACACCAGAAAUGAGAGGACGUAUUCACCAUCAAACAGGCAGAUAUGUGGAUGUGAGCCCUUUUCCAGCAACUCCUGAUCAAAGAGGUCGCACCUUGCAUCCCCAGAGAAGAACGACAAAUUAUACUGUUAUUGUGCCAGAUUAUCGUGCUGCUGGAAAUAAAGCCAAUGAGAGUUUACACAUGAGGCCCUAUUCUUUGAGUGGAUGUGCCAGCACAGAGCCUAACAGCUCUGGAACCUCAACUCCAACGUAUAUUCCACCACCUCUUAAAUAUAAUGCAGCAGCACCCAGACAUUGGCAAGUAUACAACUUGCCUGCAAACAUCGAAACACCUGCCUUACCAGUUAAUGGAUUUUACCAGUGUAACCCAAACCAGCCUUUCUCACAUUAUAGAGCAAUUGAGCACACAGAGGGAAAUGCAGCGGGUCCUAUGUGGGAAAAUCACCCAAGUCGCCAAUAUAGUGCUGUGCAAUACUUCAACCCUCCACUGUACAGAGACUGCCAAUACAGUGAUGAGAAAAAUUCACUGACAGUGCAGCGAAUUACUCCAUCUCACUGCAGGAUCGUACGGACUCCCUCACUAAAAGAAUACCCUAACAGAAGCUUGCUAAGGGAUGUUGUAUCAGAAGAGCUACAAUCAUGGCAUGAGAGAGCCAGGCAGAGAAAUGGACGGCCUCACUCUCUGGACAGACAGGGUGCCUUCCGUGGUCCACGUACACAGAGCAGGAGUCGAGAACAGUACAUGCGUUGGCCAGCACUCCCCUUGCAGAGACACAUGCCGCAUUGGGUCAGAGACCGAGCACAGAAUCAGUGGUACAUGACAGAAGAAUCAGAGGUAGCAAGCCAAUUCUAAAGCUGGAAUUUUGCAGGUUGAAAUUCCUGAUCAUCAUAAUAAGCCAGGUUGUCCAUAAUAAUAACUGGAACAAUUGCGCUUCUUGGUGAAGAAUCAACAUGUAACCACAUUCGUCCAAAAUUGCAUUUCUACACAUUAUUGUUUCAGUGAUUAAACUUUCAUUUCUGGUUUCUGGACUAAAAGUCUAGAUUGCAACUGGGCCUUAUUCUAAAUAUUAACAUUCACAAUUAUUUAAAUGGCAUAUUUUUUCCUCCUCUGGAAUAGUGUUUCUGUUAAUCCUUUAUAGUGGUAUUGCAUUCCUGGUGCUAACUGUGCGGAGUUCUGGUAUAUUCAGCAGAUCGAAGGUGGCACCUAUCAGCACAUAUUUUGUAAUUCAGUCUCAGUACAUGUUAAUGCUUCUUAAUGAUUGUUCUUAUUUAUGGUUUUCUUUGUUAUCUUAUUUACAGAAGUUUGAAGCUAAUGAGUGACACAGUUCUUUCAUAAAGUUACUGUUCAUUUUAAAAAGCAAAAUAUAUUAAAAUAAUAGUGAUGUGUUUUAUAGACAGUAAUGCAAAUAAGUUUAAUAGAAAAUUGACCCAUACAAUAUUACCAGAAAGUUUACAGUGUCAAAACUGCUAUAAAUUUAUAAUUUCACCGCAGAAAACAAUAUCCCGUCAAGAGCCUUGCAGAGUGAGACAACUUAUGUUUUACUGAAAAACUCACAAUAGGAUUUACACUAAGUCUUUUCACUGCUCUCAGUUGAAAAUAUUCUUGCUCUGAAGUCAAGGGACAGAUUUGAUUUCCCUUUAUUUUUUUGGGCAGCAAUGAAGUAAAAAAUGGAAUCCAAACUGUAACAGUCAGGUUUAGUCAGUACAGCCAAACUUAAUCAGUGAGGAAUCAGGAGAGGUUAAUGUCUGCUAAAGCUACUGAGAAUUCUGUCAUUGUGCAUUGAAACCUUUUGUACAGCCUACAAAACCAUCCUCCAACAAACUAAAGUUCAAGUUUUUAUUAUAUACUGGGAAAAUUAGACUCUGCAUUAAAAGAUCAAUUAUUUAUUUGUAACUUUAAGAACUAAUAUAAACCCAAGAAUUGAGAGAGAAUUUUCAAAAUCUCAUUCCCUUGGGGAAAGAAAGAAUUUCUUUUGGAAUUUAUUGUACUUAAAGUGACACUGUUGAUAGAAAUUUUAACCGGCGUAUUAAAAACUUGGAUUCAUAUGGAAUCUUGAACAACACUCAAAGUGGCUCGUUGAGGCAAUAUGAUGAAAUAGACACAAACCCAAGGAGAAAGUAUCAGGAAGCUGUCCAUAAGUUUAGUCAAAAACAUGGAUUUUAAGUGUUUUAAUUAAAGGGAGGAGAAAGAUUGAUGGAGGGAUUAGGGGUGAAAUUACAAAAUAUGGUAGCCAGGCAAUUGAAGACAAAGCUAUCAAUGGUGAAUGAAAGGAAGCAAUUGGGGGUGGAAAGGCAAAAAUAAAAUGAAGUUGGGAAGGUUAUUAGUAUGGGUGGAGGAGAUUACAGAUAGAGAGAAGGGUAAAGAUGAGGCUUUGAAAUUUGGGAGUGGAUCAGAGGUGAAUUAAAUCAGUAUAAGCCUGGGGAAAGUACCAUUAAGCAAGUCAACAAAAUCAGUGCAAAUGGGCUCAAUUUCCAAUUUUAGCGAUAUGACCAUAACCAAUAAGAAAGUUACUUUCAUCCUGGAAUGAAUAAAGUUAAAGAAAAUUACAUCUCCUCUGCCAUCAUUUUUUACAAGGUUAUCUGCAAUUUCAAAAAAGUUUUCUUGGGUGACUAAAAUACAUUAAUUUUCAUUCAUGUUUGAUGGUGGCAGUAUUUUCCUUUAUCUCAUAUUUUCAGGGAUCCCAACUCCGUUUACAACUAAGAGAUUGGAUUAUACAGUGUCUGCAGGGUGCUACUAUUGCUGUUAGUGAGGAAUGUUUAGAAGCUUGCUGAAGUGGUAAACAGUACUUAAGUUAGAAUCGAGCCUGGUUGGAACACAGCACAGAGUUUAGUUUGAAUACAGAACUCCAGAUGAAAAGAGUUUUAUUAUUCUUUUCAGUUUUCACAUCUUGCAUUUCUUCCCAGAGAUAAAGUGUCUUGACAGAAUAUGGCUUCUCAGUCCAGAGGGGGUCCCUCCAGCACUCCACCAAGUGCCUGUUUUUCAUAUGAUCUCUACUGGUUCCAUUCCAUUUUCAAAUGCUAUUUACUUUAGUAGAUCCCAGCAAUGGUCAGGGGCAAGAACUCUGCCAAUUCUCCCCAGCUUGAGGAGACUCAGGUCUAUUGUGAACCCCUGCUUGGUGCAGGCAGGAUCAAACCUGGUGCAGCUUGCUGUGUGUUGCAUAACAUGUAACCUACUGAAAAAUUAUUUGACUUCAAUACAUAAAUGAUUGUUUUAACUAUCUAGGAUGGCUAUUUUAAAAAAAAUAUACUGUAUAAGCAAUAUUAAAUACUUCAAAUUUAUCCAGAAAUUAACAAUGUCAGUUGUGUUAUUUUUGUACAAAAAUAUUUUGAAAUAUGGAAGUUAUUUCUUAUGUAGUUUGGGUCAGCUGGCUGUAAUAAACAUUUUUCUAUUAACAUACAAGUAAAUAUCUAUAGAUCAUCGCAACAUAGGCUGGUAAGUUAUGAUAACGCUUUGAAACUCUUCCACACUAGGAAAGGCCCAUUAAUGCUGAUGCGCCAGUUUUGUGUGUGGAGCCCUGAGAAACAAAUUCUAUCACACAUGAUGCUCAGUCAAAGAAUAGACAACACAUGUGUGAAGAUGCACAAAGGUCCUUUCUCUUCCAAUGUGGAGCUGGUGGAGGAAUUCUGAUUAAACAGGAAGUGAGCAGAGAGAAGACUGAGGAGUGAUUGGUAGGAUUGAUCCUUGAUUCAUUAGUGGGAUUGGAGGGAGGAAGAUAGAGGAUGGACAGGCACUUUAAUAGCCAAGGUAUAGAAGGAUAUGGAUCUACUGCGGGCAAAUGGGAUUAGAUGGGCAAAAAUGUCAACAUGGAUGUGGUGGGCUGAAGGGCCCUUUUCUGCACUGUCCAGCUCCAGAACUUGCAUUGAGACUGGAGCAUCAUGGAGUGGAGUUGGGAUAUGUUAGUGAUUUAAAAGCUGGCGGAGAUGGGUACCACACCAAGAAUGGGAAACCAAAAAACAUGGGUUUAUGAAAGGUUAUGAACUGGGAGGAAAAACAAGCACCAAAGAACAUCAUAACAAUGAAUCUCCCUACGAGCUGACAUACACACUGAACUCCAUGGCAUCAGAUCAAGUGGAACAGAUAACCCCCCCAUUCCCUGACCUUUAAUUAAUAACAAAGUUAGCUCAACUCUCUGGUUAAGAACUUAUAAGAUGGACACUGUAUGUCCAUUUGGCACUACUGUGCUAGUCCAUCAGACUUCAUAUGAUCUAUGCAGAGGAACCGGACCGAAUUUGCAGGUGCACGUUAUGUGUACAGAAAAGACCCAAUCACAUUUAGUGAUCGGAUUUGAGGUAGGAUUCAUUUGGAUAGCGCACGAAAGAUUAUGUUACAUGAUAAUGUUGCUUCUCUCAGCAUGCUUUGAGAUAGGGGAGUACUAACCUACUGAACACAUUUUCUAAGUAAAUCUCGAGAUUUAUUUCUAUAAAGUUGCUGUUUUUAUAAGGAUGUUUUAUCAUUAGACUGGGAAUUAUAGGUGUGCAGUACAGAAUUAAAAUGUAUCAUUGAGGGUGUGAUGGUUGCAGUGUAUGUAAAUAUGUUUAUGAUGUCAUUGAUGGCAUCACUGUCAUGCGGGCUUUGCCAAACACAGUUACCAGCUUCAAGAAGACAUUAAAUAAAUUGCCACAUCUUGAUUAAGCUCCUGAGUCCUCAUCUAUAUUCUAGAGCACUUUUACAAUGAAAGUGUAUGAAGACUCCUGCAGAAUGCAGAGUG